CAGACGCCAGUGCAUCAUCUAAGCAAAAUACUAAUAAUGACAGAAAUAGGGAUCCCAGAAUGGGUUAACCAACAGCUUUUCCAUGGCUUAUUAGAACAGAACAUCAAAAACUUCAAGGCCAUCGUUAAGUUUGUCCCUGGAGCUGCGAUCAGCAAAGGCGAGAACUAUCUGACAAUCGUGCUGCGUAUACAUAUUGAGAUGCAGCUGAAAGAUGAUAGCACCAAAGAUGUCAGCUACAUACUAAAGAUACCUUUGGUGCCAAAUGGCCAGGAUCACGACUUCCAUGAUAUGUUUACUACGGAACUGGAUAUGUACGAUCGCCUGAUACCUGAACUGGAGGCUAUGUAUGCCAGGAAUACUGCAAUAUCACCGAAAUUCAAGCCGCUGCAUUUGAAGUUUCCCGAAAAUGCGGUCAAAUGUGACUACAUCCUAUUGGAAGAUCUGCGGAUGAGGGGUUACAGCAAUGUGGAUAGAACCCAGGGACUGGAACAAUUCGAAGUGGAGGCUGUGCUCAGGAAGCUGGCUCAGUGGCAUGCAGCCUCAGCAAAAAGGGUCGUUGACCUGGGAGAGUACGAAAAGGGACUCAGAGAAAGCUACUUCACAGCCGAGCACCAGAAAUUGCUGGACGAAUUCAAUAUUAACUUCUGUGUGCCUUUCUUGGAGUGCAUGCAGACAUAUAAUCUGGAUCCGGGACAAAUGGUUCUAAUAAGCGACUACACAUCACGUCUCACUGAUUUGAAUAUAGAAUUUGGCAAAAACGAUCCCCUGGAGUUGAGUGUGCUAAACCAUGGCGAUUUCUGGUGCAACAACUUCAUGUUCAAGUACAAGGAUUCAUUGUCGGAGGUGGAAGAUGUUUGCUUUGUAGAUUUUCAGCUGCCCAAAUAUGGCACACCUGCCCAGGACCUUAUGUGCCUGCUGAUGACAUCCCCCAAGUUCUCAAUCAAACUGGGGAAAUUCGACCAUUUCAUAGAGUAUUAUCACCGGCAGCUGGUCGAACACCUCGGCCUGCUCAGAUACAACCAGAACGCACCCACACUGGCUCAGCUCCAAGCCCAUCUGCACCGAUACAGUCUCUGGGCAUUUAUAUGCGCACAGCGAAUGCUGCCCAUAGUGCUGCUCCCACCGGAUCUGGACUCGAAUAUAGCGAAUGUGAUGGGCAAUUCGGAGGAAGCUACGGCGUUCAAGCGGAAGAUGUUUCUGCUCCCGGCUUACGUGGAACAGAUCAAAGUCAUACUGCCCUGGCUGAUUGAGCGGGGUUACAUAAGGUGACUGGAGGUUGCAGUGAGCCAAACAGGUUCAACCGGGCUCAACUUAUUGUAAAAAGUAUUAAAUAAUAUAAAGUUAUACCAUGCAAACAUUGCUAUAUAA
This is a messenger RNA of Drosophila kikkawai, 1368 nucleotides long. RefSeq names its product CHK domain ov2 (gene CHKov2). The record is from RefSeq and is a predicted model, not a curated record. NCBI's taxonomy places the organism in Eukaryota, Metazoa, Arthropoda, Insecta, Diptera, Drosophilidae.